Molecule: messenger RNA, 1038 nt
Organism: Aspergillus clavatus NRRL 1
Lineage: Eukaryota; Fungi; Ascomycota; Eurotiomycetes; Eurotiales; Aspergillaceae
Product: DUF3712 domain-containing protein
Exons: 5
Coding region: 1-1038 (345 amino acids)
Cellular component (GO): fungal-type vacuole membrane
Source: RefSeq, a predicted model, not a curated record
AUGGCAAAGCUGGACUUGGAACAGAGCUCCGGGACUUCGGAGGUGAAUGAUAAGAGUGCACAAGUCAAACCAUCUCGCAUCCAGCGAUGGAAGGCCCAUAUGCAGAAGUGGUGGUGGCUAUACCUGAUCUGCUUCUGUGCCAUCGUCCUGGUGGUGGUUCUGCCGAUCAUCUAUGUGGGCGUUCCUCGAAUUGCGAGCCAAUACAUCAACGACUAUAAGUAUGACUAUACGGGCUUGCAAAUCACAAACCCCAGGCCCUCGGCCUUUCAUGUCAGCCAAACACAGAAGUUGAAAAUGGGUGGAGGCUUCAGUGGCAGUGGCCAUCUCUCUGCGUUCAAUGCAACUAUCACUGUUCCUGGCACAUCAACACCAAUGGCUAUCUUCCCUGUUUCCCAAAUUGAUUUCAGCGAUGGUGCAGACUUUUCUAUUAGCCAGGAUCUGGAUCUGUUGUGUGUCGACUGUCUUUCACAGUUGGCGGCAGCAGCAGCUUCGGACAAGGAGUAUGCAGUGCUUGUCACGGGGGAUCCGGAUCUCAAGUUCGGGGCAUUGCCGACAGCGCAUUUGGAUAUACACAAGACGAUGAAGAUGCAAGGGUACAAUGUUCAGGAAUUCCUCAACAGCGAUGGCGCAUUUAACGUGACGAGCCUUGAUCUCCUGAGCCCAACGACCCCGGAAGGAUAUAACGUGAACGCGACGGUUGCUUUUCACAAUCCGACCCCUUUCAGCGUCGAGAUGGGCUUUGUCAGUCUCAAUCUCUCUGUUGGAGACACGUCACUGGGCUAUGUCGAUCUGCCCAACUUGACGAUCGAAGGCGAUAUCGUUAACACGGUUGUGCUUGGUAGCAUUGAUGAGACACUCCUCAUCAAGAAAGGCUUGUGGGAGAGUAGCAACACAGACUUUGGCAAGGUCAACAUCGAUAUCCACGGAAACCGCUGUGAAUAUGGAGGACAGGAGAUCCCCUACUUUACGGCUGCGAUUCGGGCCAUCAAUGCGUCUGCUAAGAUUGAUUUGAUGGAUUAUGUGGGGGAUAUAUUGUGA